AUGCCCCAUUCCAAAUACGACUCCCCCGAUAACCACCCCGCCGCCAUCUUCAAUCCCUUCGUCUCGUCCGCUCCCCGACAUGGCUUCGAUCGCCAAAACUCGCCGACUCCUACUACCGACAGGCAGAACAUUAUUAGACGCCUGAAGACAAGAGUGACCGCCGAUCCAGACCAACAACGGCAACCGUCACCCACUCGCACACCCUUGAACCACCAAGAAAAUGCACUCGGCCUCGACAUCCCCCGUCCACGCUCUGCCCUGCACCGUGGCAAUUUCAGAGAAGACGACGACCAACAGCACACCAUCGCCACGUCUCCAGUAGUCCCCUGGCAUGCUCACUCGCACUUCCUGCAACGCCCCAGAGCUGCAUCUCAAGCUUCGUUAUCAGCCAGUUUCUCUUAUCAGCCGCCGACUAGCCCCCUUGUCCAUCAAGCCAAUGCCGCCGACAUGCCCGACCACAAUCAUGAACACUUCACCCCGACAAGACACUCGCACUCGUUGUUGCACCGCCAGUCUUCGUUACGCGCCUUCCCGUAUCAGGCACACCAACCUCGUCGCUCCGUCGGCUCAAUCUCCUGUCUCCCGCAAUCUCCAUACCCAUCCGCCCGCCGUCCCUCAAUAACCGAUGCUUCGCCUUUGCAACACGCUCCCAUGGUUGGCUCAUACGAAGAGAGCAUUCUCCGUGGUCGCAUGUCUACAACCCCUUCGAAACCUCUGGAUUUUGUCGCUCAGAUCGGUGUCCUCGGAAAAGGUGACUGCAAGCCGAGUCUGAAAUGUCCGCCACAUGUCUCGAUACCCUUUCCUGCCGUCUUCUACAGCUACCCAUCUGGUAUCCACAACGACCCUGAGCCCAGUCCUUACGUUGGCAUGCUCGAUUUGGAGAACACACUGAACAAGGCCGACGAGCCCGAAGCUGCUGCAUCACGGCGACGACGAAAACACCAGUACGAGCAAGAACACAGCAAAAACACUCUCCAUUCAGCCGAUAUGAAUGAUCAGUAUCACGACAAGGCAUCUCGACGUCAGCACAAGCUGCACAAACGAACGACCACAGCGGCCCCAGCUGGAUCGUAUCGCAUUCCAGAGAUUGGUCAACUCCAAAUAGUCAUCAAGAACCCGAACAAAACUGCCGUCAAGCUCUUCCUCGUUCCUUACGAUCUAGCUGACAUGCCUCCUGGUACCAAGACCUUUAUUCGCCAACGUUCCUAUUCUGCCGGGCCCAUCAUCGACCAACCCAUCUCAAACCUCACCCGCUUCCCCAAUGCUGGUCUUAUGGAGAAGCCAAUCUUGAGGUAUCUGAUCCACCUCAACAUAUGUUCGACCCAGAAAGGGAGGUACUAUCUCUACGGUGGCAUCAGAGUGGUCUUUGCCAAUCGCGUACCCGAUGGAAAAGAAAAACUGCGCACCGAUGUGCAAAUGCCCGAACCGCGAUUUUCAAUCUGGAAACCAGCCUCUGCCACUCCAGAAACUCUCGAAAUCGCUGCAAAGGCAAACGAAGAUGCUAAGAGACGACGCAGCGCCGUGUUUCCCUCCCACACUUCAUCAUUCGGCAUGCUCCCGCAGCCCACUUCAGGCUCUGUUGACAGUACUGCUUCCUUCCAACACCUGUCUUUCAGGCCUCAGCAUGACCAUCUCCCGACUGUGGAUAGCCGGCCAGAGAGCCGUGGCGACGUGGAUUUGGAUGCUCAGCCCGCUAGUGCGUUCCACGAUAUCGCAUGGCAGAGAGAAGACAGAGGAGAAGGAGCCUUUGUCUUUGGUCGACGGGAUGGCAGUGUGGAUCUCAGUACCAAGCAGGAGAGUUUGCUGUCUAGGAAGUUGAGGGAUCUGGAGGUCAGAGGGCGUAAGUAA
Messenger RNA from Aureobasidium namibiae CBS 147.97, 1848 nucleotides. RefSeq lists its product as uncharacterized. NCBI's taxonomy places the organism in Eukaryota, Fungi, Ascomycota, Dothideomycetes, Dothideales, Saccotheciaceae. The record is from RefSeq and is a predicted model, not a curated record. The transcript has a single exon. Bases 1 to 1848 code for a protein of 615 amino acids.